AUGUCGGCCACCACUGACAGCCCUAUACCCCUAACCACCACAUUCACCCCUCCAGCAGCAUGUUUUACCAACACAUGGCUUAUCGAAUACGUUUCUGGAACCGACUACUACGACAAAAUCGUAACUGGAACCGAUACUAGCUGGUGGAUGAGUCUGGGCCCUAGAAAUACCGGGUUUUGUUAUCCUUCGGGCUAUCAGGCCAGUAGUACAGACUUCUACUACUCCCCAGGGAUAUGCCCCUCGGGGUAUUGGGUUGCUAAAGACCGCACGGUGACAUCUGACGGAGAGGAAGAAACACGGGCUACAUGCUGCCCAGACAACUAUACAGCCAAUCCGGAUACCACCAGGCUGUCCUGGUACACACACAACGUGUGUACGUCCUACAAUGCGUACUCAGAUCAACUUUGGACUUUCACAAAAGCCGGCACGACCUCGAGUACGAUAAGAGCGGACGGGAUCAAUGCCCAGGGUAUCUCUAUACGCUGGAAAUCUGGCGACUUUGCACCGAAAACAACCACAGCGGGCACCAUUACCAGCAGCCCCAUUAGCGAAUCUACAACAGGAGCUGCCACCCAAGAUGCAGCAAAUGGAACCAGUGGCACUCUUUCUACGGGCGUCAAAGCCGGAAUCGGGGUCGCUGCGGCAGUGGGGGCAAUAAUGAUGGUGACAAUCGCGGUUUUGUGCUGGAUGGUCCGGCGUAAGAAUAAAAGGGCAGAAGAGGCAGAAGAGGCGGGGAAAGUCAUGAUCAGCGCGUCUGGGAGGCCACAAAUUCCCUUGGAAUUGAAUGCUAUGUAUAUACAACGUGCUGAGCUAGAUCCACGGGGAAGGCAGAUACCGGUGGAAUUGGAUACCGGCACGGGGGUUGAGAAGUUCUAA
This is a messenger RNA of Penicillium manginii, 876 nucleotides long. RefSeq lists its product as uncharacterized. The coding region runs from base 1 to 876 and encodes 291 amino acids. The record is from RefSeq and is a predicted model, not a curated record. NCBI's taxonomy places the organism in Eukaryota, Fungi, Ascomycota, Eurotiomycetes, Eurotiales, Aspergillaceae. The transcript is spliced from 2 exons.